AUGGAUAAACUUUUACAAUGGUCGAUUGCACAACAAUCGGGAGAUCAGGAAGCUAUAGAGAAAAUAGGGAAGCCAGAUCCUAAAAUGUUGGAGCAAUUGUUCGGAGGCCCAGAUGAGCCAGCGUUGAUGAAGCAAGCUAUAAUGGUGAUAGACAACGAGGAAGCGACUUUGGAAAACAGGGAGAUUGCGUUCGAUAAUUUUGAAAUGUUGAUCGAAAACAUGGAUAAUGCGAAUAAUAUUGAGAAUAUAAAGUUGUGGCAGUCUGUGAUCGAUAAGAUGUCAGCGGAGACACCUACUUCGUUGAGGGUAUAUGCGGCAUCGUGUGCUGGGAUAGCGGUUCAAAACAACCCUAAGUCGCAAGAGGAUUUCUUGAAGUACGAUGGAUUAGCCCUGUUGAUCAGUAUUUGCAAUGAGGAAGAUGUUCCAACUGAGCUUCGUUUGAAGGCAUUGUUUGCCAUUUCGUCGUUGAUCAGAAACUUUGAAGUUGGAUACGCCAAGUUUGACGAGUUAGACGGGUGGAGUGUCGUUAAGUUUAACGAAAACGAAGACCAUAAGGUAAAAUUAAGAAUCUUAUCAUUGGUGUCUGCGAUUUUAUCCACACCUCUUGAUAAAAAGAAGGAAGAACAUGUCCACAGGGAAAAGUUGGUUGCAAACAUAAUAUCGAUCUUGAAAAAGGAUGGUCAUAUUGGAUGCAUUGAUAAGGCUUUGAAUAUAAUUUCACAGUUGGCGUCCUCGGAAUUUGAAUUUUCAUCUAGUGAAAUUGGUGAUAUAGCACAAGGAUUGGAAGAGAUUGAAAAAUUAAAGGAUAGCAUUUCAGAAGAUGAUUAUAAUUCAGUAAAGCAAGUAGUUAAUUAA
Debaryomyces hansenii CBS767 is the source of this 855-nucleotide messenger RNA. RefSeq lists its product as uncharacterized. The record is from RefSeq and is a predicted model, not a curated record. The transcript has a single exon. Bases 1 to 855 code for a protein of 284 amino acids. NCBI's taxonomy places the organism in Eukaryota, Fungi, Ascomycota, Pichiomycetes, Serinales, Debaryomycetaceae.